GCGCGGCCAUAGGUCCAUGUACCUUGCAGGCGUGGUGGGCGCGUCCUGGCAGCCGCCCGCCUGGUUUUCGCGGGAUCUGGUCCCCGGCUCGACGCCGGCUCUCUUUUUGACGCCCCGCCGCCGGGGUCGCCAUGGUUCAUUUCUUGCACCCGGGCCACACGCCCCGGAACAUCGUCCCUCCUGACGCUCAGAAGGAUGCCCUGGGCUUUUGCGUGGUACAGGAAGAGGCAUCUCCCUACACUUUGGUCAACAUCUGCCUGAAUGUCCUGAUUGCUAACCUGGAGAAAUUGUGUUCUGAAAGACCUGAUGGAACACUGUGCCUUCCGGAGCAUUGGAGUUUCCCUCAGGAAGUAGCCGAUCGAUUUCUCAGGGUGAUGACUUGGCAAGGCAAGCUGACUGACAGAACAGCAAGCAUUUUCCGAGGCAACCAAAUGAAACUGAAGCUGGUCAAUAUUCAAAAAGCUAAAAUCUCUACAGCUGCAUUCAUAAAAGCCUUCUGCCAUCAUAAGCUCAUUGAACUGAAUGCUACUGCAGUGCACGCUGACCUCCCAGUUCCAGACAUCAUAAGUGGACUCUGCAGCAAUAGCUGGAUCCAGCAAAACCUCCAGUGUCUCCUGUUAGACUCAACAAGCAUCCCUCAAAAUUCAAGAUUACUGUUCUUUAGUCAGCUCACUAGUCUUCGCAUUUUAAGUGUUUUUAAUGUUUGUUUUCAUACUGAAGACCUGGCUAAUGUUUCUCAGUUACCAAGACUGGAAAGCUUAGAUAUCUCUAAUACUCUAGUCACUGAUAUUUCUGCACUGCUUACCUGUAAGGAUCGAUUGAAGUCUCUCACAAUGCACUAUCUGAAAUGCCUGACCAUGACCAAACCACAAAUUCUUGCAGUCAUUAGAGAACUUAAAUGUCUGCUUCACCUUGAUGUUUCUGAUCACAGGCAACUCAAAUCAGACCUAGCUUUUCAUUUGCUACAGCAAAAGGAUAUCCUGCCCAAUGUUGUGUCAUUGGAUAUUUCUGGGGGCAAUUGCAUCACUGAUGAAGCUGUAGAACUGUUUAUACGACAGCGGCCUGCCAUGCAAUUUGUGGGACUAUUGGCCACGGAUGCUGGCUAUUCUGACUUCUUUACUACAAAGCAAGGCUUGAGGGUUGCUGGAGGAGCCAGUAUGAGUCAGAUUUCAGAAGCACUGAGCCGAUACAGGAACAGAUCAUGUUUUAUGAAGGAAGCCCUCUACAGGCUAUUCACAGAGACAUUUUCAAUGGAGGUAACCAUGCCUGCUAUUUUAAAGCUUGUGGCUGUAGGAAUGAGGAAUCACCCGUUGGAUUUGCAAGUACAAUUCACAGCCAGUGCUUGCGCUCUCAACCUAACACACCAGGGCCUGGCCAAGGGGAUGCCUGUUCGCCUGUUGUCAGAGGUCACCUGUCUACUUUUCAAGGCUCUGAAAAAUUUCCCCCAUUACCAGCAGUUACAGAAGAAUUGUCUUCUCUCCUUAACCAAUUCCAGGAUUCUUGUGGAUGUUCCAUUUGACAGAUUUGAUGCUGCCAAGUUUGUCAUGAGAUGGCUCUGUAAGCAUGAAAACCCCAAGAUGCAAACAAUGGCAGUGAGUGUCACCUCUAUUCUGGCUCUGCAGCUCUCACCUGAGCAAACGGCACAGCUUGAAGAGCUUUUCAUGGCAGUUAAGGAACUUCUAGCAAUAGUAAAACAAAAGACUACUGAGAAUUUAGAUGAUGUCACCCUCUUGUUUACUUUGAAAGCACUUUGGAAUCUUACAGAUGGGUCUCCAGCUGCCUGCAAGCACUUUAUUGAAAAUCAAGGAUUGGAAAUCUUCAUCCAAGUCUUGGAGACCUUUUCAGAGUCAGCAAUACAAAGCAAAGUACUUGGUCUUUUGAACAACAUAGCAGAAGUCAGAGAGCUCUCUUCCAAGCUGGUGACCGAAGAUGUGCUGAAGCAUAUCAACAGUUUACUCUGUAGCAGGGAAAUGGAAGUCAGCUAUUUUGCUGCAGGGAUCAUAGCCCACCUGACAUCUGACAGACAGCUUUGGAUAUCCCGUGACUUCCAGAGGCGUACUCUUCUCCAAGAUCUGCAUGCAACCAUACAGAAUUGGCCAAGUUCAAGUUGUAAGAUGACAGCAUUGGUGACCUAUAGAUCUUUCAAGACAUUUUUCCCACUCCUUGGCAACUUCUCUCAACCAGAGGUUCAGCUCUGGGCACUAUGGGCUAUGUAUCAUGUCUGCAGUAAAAAUCCCAGCAAAUACUGCAAAAUGUUAGUUGAAGAAGAAGGAUUGCAGCUUUUGUGUGAUAUCCAGGAGCACAGUGAGGCAACCCCCCAAGCACAGCAGAUUGCAGCCUCCAUUCUGGAUGACUUCAGAAUGCAUUUCAUGAAUUAUCAGAGGCCCACUCUGUGUCAAAUGCCUUUCUGAACCUAAGGGACUUCAGAGGUGUGUGCUCUUCCUCAAUGUCAGGUGUUCUGCCCUGGCAGUAAUUGCACAUCAGUUGUCAUUGGAGUUUGUAAGUUGGCUGUCUCAUUGGCCUUUGAUUGUUGAUUUUAUAUAUGUUACAAAAGGUUGGAUUUGUAUGAUAGCUGUAAUCCCAAGUCAAGUUGGACUCAUUCUGCAGCCUUUCAGCAGCAAUUCUGAAGACUCAAACCGUGGACUCUGGGAAGACCUGGGAGCUUGUGUUGGAACAGCUAUGCAAAUUACUUUUCUCUAGCCCUGGACAAUUUUUUCCCUUUGGGAGCUUGUCAUGGGAGUGGGACCUGUUCACUAGAAGAAAAAGGAAGGACCUACAGGGAGACUUUGAUAUUUAUAUUAAAUUUCCUUAGUUGUUAUUGUCAUGUGAAGCUAUGAGAAAAGCUUGGGAAGCAUAUGCUUCAAAAUAUAGUGUUUAGAAGGCAGAACCCCUGUUGGAGAGCAGGGAAAAGAAUUUAUUUAUUUAUUUAUUUAUCUAUGGCUGGGUAUGGUGGCUCACGCCUGUAAUCCCAGCACUUUGGGAGGCCAAGGCGGGUGGAUUGUCUGACCUCAGGAGUUCGAGAUCAGCCUUGCCAACGUGGCAAAACUCCAUCUCCACCAAAAAAUACAAAAAUUAGCUGAGUGUGGUGGUGUGCACCUUUACUCCUAGCUACUUGGAGGCUGAGGUAGGAGGACCACUUGAGCCCAGGAGGCAGAGGUUGCAGUGAGCUGAGAUUGCACCACUGCACUCCAGCCUGGAUGACAGAGUGAGACCUCAUCUCAAAAGAAUAAAGGGGUGGAGAAAAGAGAAAUAUAUUUUUUUACUUUUUUUUUUUUUUGUGAUGGAAUCUCUCUCUGUCGCCCAGGCUGGAGUGCAGUGGCACAAUAUUGGCUCACUGCAACCUCUGCCUCCCAGGUUCCAGCGAUUCUCCUGCCUCAGCCUCCUGAGUAGCUGGGACUACAGGCACAUGCCACCACGUCCAGUGAAUUUUUGUAUUUUUUAGUAGAGACAGGGUUUCACCAUAUUGGUCAGGCUGGUCUCAACCUCCUGACCUCGUGAUCCACCCGUCUCGGCCUCCCAAAGUGCUGGGAUUACAGGUGUGAGUCACUGCACCUGGCCUUUUUUACAAUUUUGGGUGUCUAUCUUUGGCAUGUUUCCUGUUAUGAGAGCAUGACAUGCUAUGUAUGUGAGUGAGCUUGUAGGGCGUGGUGGGACUUAGGCAUUUGCAGACAGUGUUUAGAUGAAAGAUUAUAUGUAAUGAUAAAUCUGAAUCCCUCCAUUUUAUUUGGGUGGGACCAUGACCAAAACCGGUAGGAAGAGGAAAGGCCAGAAAGAGACUUUGCCAAAGAGUUCACGGAGUUUUCUUACCCAGCAUGCUGACUAAAGAAAACAUGGGCUUUUCUGAAACCAGCUUCAACUACAGCAUAAACUAUAUCAGAAGCUUAUUUGAUAAGCCCUGCGGAGCUGCUCUGAGGAAUAGAGUGUGAAUUCCUUCCUUGCCUUAUUGUUGACUGUUAAUGAACAUGUUUUGUCAUUUAUGUUUAAGUUUUUCAGAAAAUAAAAGUAAAUUUCUGUUUAUUAGCACAUUUUAGGACUAGAGUUUUGUGCUUUUAGCUGGCUUGGUUCAGAUUCUUAACUAGUGUACCAUGUACUGUCUUUGGAAAUCAAAUGAGGAAGAAGCUCAUUCUCACUUACUCUAAACCAUGUUCCAAACUAUUACCAGAGUCCAACUAGAUAAGCAGAAUUUGUAACCUUACUUCCUUCCAUAGUCCUUAAACUGUCCUGUAUUUUUUCACACUCUUGCAUGAUUCCAAAAGGAUAUCUUCCUGACCUGGGUUCUAGUACCUCAGAGCAUUGUUAUCAGAUGCUACCUUAUGCUAUGUGAGGAUGUGUUAUGGAGACUAGUGUGUUAAGUCCAAUUCUGUACAAGACAUCCUUUCAAGUUCUGUGUCAUUCACAACAAUCCUCACAGGUAGGUGAGUUUUAUUUUCCUCACUUAACAGAUGAGAAAAA
This is a messenger RNA of Pongo pygmaeus (Bornean orangutan), 4452 nucleotides long. RefSeq names its product zyg-11 family member A, cell cycle regulator (gene ZYG11A). Bases 132 to 2411 code for a protein of 759 amino acids. NCBI's taxonomy places the organism in Eukaryota, Metazoa, Chordata, Mammalia, Primates, Hominidae. Gene Ontology annotation, cellular component: Cul2-RING ubiquitin ligase complex. The transcript is spliced from 14 exons. The record is from RefSeq and is a predicted model, not a curated record.